Molecule: messenger RNA, 873 nt
Organism: Colletotrichum destructivum
Lineage: Eukaryota; Fungi; Ascomycota; Sordariomycetes; Glomerellales; Glomerellaceae
Exons: 2
Coding region: 1-873 (290 amino acids)
Source: RefSeq, a predicted model, not a curated record
AUGGACUCGGUCAACCCGUCCGACUACAGCAGCAUCCCGUUCGGCUAUGCGAUCAUCAAGGCCGUCGGUCCACGGAACAAGCCGGAAGUGCCUCCCGUCUUUUUCAUAGUCAACUGCAUGAUCGUCGGAGACGCGUCACUCCGCCUGCGUCGGAUGCUCACCCAACGGCCCAACACGCAGCAUUGGAUACUCCUUCACCCCGCUCGGGAUGUGCAGGAGGUCAUGUACAUCAUCCACCAUGGACGCCGCAGCCCCGACCUUGCGCCGGCGACCGCGGAUGCCAUGCUUUCCGUGUGCUACACCGCAGACAGGCUCGACCUGUUGGAGGGCAUCAGCAAGGUCUGGGGCGCCAUCUUGUACGUCGACGAGAAAAUGACCAGCCAGCAACUGUGGAACGUGGCCGUUGCCGCGGUUCUGUGCAAGAACAACACCGUCUUCUUUGCUGCCACAAGAAAGCUGACGUGGCUGCACCACGCUCGGUAUCGCGAGCUGGUCACGAACUGCAACUUUUGGGAGUUGUUCCUGGCCGCGAACCUGGAACAGUUGCGAAAUCUCCUGUGGGUUGACAUGUCGGAGAUCUACUUCGAGACCAACCACGACUGCCACAUGGAGAGCAUACCCGGCAUCCACCCCUCGCAUCUGGAGACACUUCCAACCUUGAUGUCCCGGUUCGUGUACCUCAGGGAGAGGUGCGAUGUUGAGAUGAUCGACAGGGAAGGAGAAAGCUACCGAAUGGUGGUCGCCGAGCAGGCCUCCCAGACGUGGCCGUACAGACUGCGCGAGGAGGUUUCAGGGGCGCUGAUGGAUGUGCACAAGAAAUCCGGACUUCACUUGGCACAGUUUUAUCAUUUCUUGGAUCUUCCAUUGGAUUGA